This is a messenger RNA of Pocillopora meandrina, 3039 nucleotides long. The record is from the annotation of a GenBank genome assembly. Lineage: Eukaryota; Metazoa; Cnidaria; Anthozoa; Scleractinia; Pocilloporidae.
CGUGUGUGAGCCCGAGAUUCUUUGAAAGAUCGUGUUUCCAUCUUUAAAUCUUGUAUCGCCAUUACUAAGCAAGAUGAGUGACGAAGAAAGUGUUCCGUUGUAUAAAAUCGUGUUGGCUGGCGAUCUUGGUGUGGGAAAAACCUCUAUAUUUCGCAGAUAUGAUAUCGACAAGUUCUCAGAUUACAGGGAGCCAACAUUUGGACUGGACAAAUUGAGCAAGAACAUUGAAGUCGAUGGAAAACGAUUGAAGGUUAGUGUACAAGCUUUCAUUUUCCUGGCAUAUUCUAGAUCCUCUUCUUUUCGUUCACUUCUUUUUUUGUGUAUGUGCUUCUCUCUGAUAAACGCAAACAAGCAAAGAUCUUCGUUCCUUUUGGUGCUAAUCUCAAAUUAUUUACAUGUGCUCAAACGUUUUUCCUAACUUGGGUUUAGGAUCCAGAUCUGUAACUCGGAUAACAUUAUUUUAUGUAUGAUCGAUUUAUAUAAUUAUAAGCGAUUUUAGAAAUGACGAAAGAAAUAGAUAAAUGAUUUCAUAUUGGUGUCCACUAAAUAAUCGGAAAGUUUCCCAUUGGAAAAGUUGGGUAGCAUACUAAACCCAUCAGUAAUUGCUUUAUUUGUAAGAACAACUAUGAGCCAUUCAAUAAUAUGGAAAAAUUCUAUGGACCCCCUCUCCUACGCCCUUUUCCCAUCAUAUCUGGUUGAGAGGAAGUCAUUUGUGCUGGUUGUGAAUAAUAUCAAAAUGGUAAAGUCUGUGUGCAAGCCAAGUGGCCCAUCCACUGGAAGCCUAUCCCAGUUUCCUUGGCAGGAAAUGACUAGGGGUAUUACUAUUCUCCCUGAAAGGGAUGUCAGUCCAUUGGUAGGUUACCCUCUCUUCACCCCUAGUAUUUUGUCAGAUUUGACCAACAGGUUGCUAGGACCCUUUUAUACUUGUUGAACAGGAGUGCUUGACCUGAAGCUCUGCACACCAACUUUUAAGCCACCACACCUUCUAGGAUGUGAUUGAUAUUAAAAAAUAUAUCAAUUAUCAAGGGAGCUGUUUCUAAUGAGCAAAUAUUCUUAGUUAGCAGCAUUUAAAGUCAAGUCCUUCUGUUACUAUCUCCUAAGCACAAUGACUACAGUGGAAGAUGACCAUAUUAUUCAAGAUCCCUUGAUCAAGUAGGGGAUGAGAAUCUCUAUGAUAAUUUUACUCAUACUGGAAAACAAAAACAAAAAAGUUAUAUGUAAAAUUUGAAUUAUAAUGUCAUAAUCCUUUAACUCUCAAGAUCUGAUUGUUAAUUCUAUGGUCUUAUUGUAAGACAUUUCCUUGUACUUACAAGAAUUUGGCAUUAGAUCAAGACAACAACUUCCACCUGAUGAGUUUGAGUAUUCUCAUCACCUGUUUGUUGGUUAAUAAAUAGAAAUUAUGGAGAGAAGUUACAUGUUGAUCACCUCUAGGAGUUAAGCAGUUAACUGAUCCAUCAUUUUCUUUCAUUUGCCAGAUCAUUGUGUGGGACACUGCUGGAAUGGAGAGAACAAGAUCACUCACUUCAAACUACUACCACAAUUCUGAAGCUGUUAUUCUGGUCUACGCCAUUGAUGACAUGUACUCUCUUACACUGCUGCGAAAUUGGAUCUUAGAUGUUAACAAGGAUGCAGGGAAGGCUUUAAAAUUUCUUGUUGGAAACAAAAUUGACCUGGCAGAAGAAGGUUCUCAAGUCGAUGAACAGUUGGCUCGCAGAUUUUGUGAGAACAAUGGAAUAAAAAAACUGUAUAAAGUGUCUGCAAAGACUGGCAAAGGAGUGAGGGAAAUGUUUGAUGAUAUUGCAAAGUUGUUGCUUGCCAACAAAGAGUCCACUACAAGGGGUGAAAAUAUUUUUACUCUCAAAAGGGAGGACAUGAAUAAACAAGCUAAGAAAGAAAAUGGCUGUUCAUGUUGACAGAGUGUUGCGACUGAAAUUAAAAAAUUAAGUUAUUGUUUUUGUUAAAUUGUUAUUUACAGCAUGACAGGAGAGUUCAUUUGCUUAAAUCUAUGAUUAUAUAAUAUUUGUCCCAUUAGAGGUAAAGUUUCACAUCCUCAUCAGAAGCCACCCCUAAACUCACAUUACAAGAAAAUAAAAAAAUUCCCUUGGGCUGAGUUAAACUUGUUCAUGGUUGAAAGUUUACCAACAUAUACAUAGCAUGUUUUGCUUCUUGCUUAGAUUUUAAUAGAUGGAAAGAUUUUAUGUUCCCCACUAGAAAUAUAAAAAAAAGAGUAAUUUUUCCUUGUACUUAUAACUUUUUGUUACAAUUACAUAUACCUAUCCUAUUUUUUUAUACAAAUUACUUGCAGUAAAUGUAUCUAUUUAUAUUGUUUAUUAUGGACAGUCUUAUCUUGAUUUGCUACUGGUUUUUCAGUACAAAUAUAUUAUGAUUCAGCACCCAUGGUGGUCAUCUUUUACUACAAAUUAUCAACUUAACCCUUAAAUGCCCACAGUCUCAUCAGUAAUUCUCCUUACUGUCUGCCAUACAAUUCAUGUGAUGUUAGUUUGGGGAAUUGGAAUUGGAUCAACCAAUAAUCCCCUAAUUGGUAUUUUUCUUUAAUCUCGUCACUUUUUUGUUUGAUAUUGUACUAUAGUGUAAGGAGAAAGUCUGUCUAGGUCACUAGUGGGACUUAAAGGAUUAAAUAAAAAUUUUUGAACAUGUAAAUAGAUUGGUUUACAAGUAUGAAAGAAUAGUUUGUAUCUCUGAUGAGUGGCAUAAAUGUUAGCAGGAAAGCCUGUAGAUUUGUAGAGUUUUCAAAUAGAUUUGUUCUACCUUGUCUGUUGAAAUACGGUCAGACCUGCUUUAUACCUGCCUUAGAUAGUGCCACUAAAUACAAGUUCAACUGUAUAAUCUUAAGAGAGAACAAAAAGAGGCCUUAUAAGAACAUCAAAGUGGUAACCACCUUUUAUUACUACAUGUGAGUUUUCCAUAUUAGUAGUAGCUAAUGAAAGUAUAUGACAAAUAGUAAAACAAGAGAUACAAAAUAGCUAAAGUAAUUGAGGAUUAUCCAAGUAAAUGAAAAGUUUUAUUAAAGUGAGCCGU